AUGGCUGAACCUCAGAGAGAUGAUGACUACUACUACGGUUACCAGCAGCAACCAAUAUCAUACACCACCCAAACUCAAACAAGAACAAGAAAAGGAAUUAAGUUUAACCCUUCAACUUCACAAAUUAUAGUACUCGCCACUCUUGUUCCUUUUGGAGCUACUCUUCUCAUCCUGGCCGGUCUAACACUCACUGCCACUGUCAUUGGCCUCGCCAUCACCACUCCUCUGUUUAUUUUUUUCAGUCCGGUGUUGUUUGCGGCCGCAGUUGUCAUUGGUUUCGCCAUUGCCGGAUUUUUGACAUCCGGUGCGUUUAGUAUUACUUCACUCUCUUCGUUUGCUUGGGUUGCUUCUUAUCUCCGUCGCACACGGUUUUUUGAUCAGCUUAAAAUUAAGCAUAAUCAAAAGCUCGGUCGUUUAGAAGUUGAUGAUAAUCUGGGCCAGCAGGCCCAAAUUAAUAUUAAUCAGGCCCAGAUAAUUGAGGAUGUGAGUAACCGUGUUGAAAGUAAAGCCCAAUAUAAGGUUCAGGAGGCCCAGAGUGAUCAACGUCCAGUAGGAAAAACCCGAAAAGAAACAGUGAAAUCGUCGUGA
Molecule: messenger RNA, 588 nt
Organism: Trifolium pratense (red clover)
Lineage: Eukaryota; Viridiplantae; Streptophyta; Magnoliopsida; Fabales; Fabaceae
Product: oleosin H2-like
Exons: 1
Coding region: 1-588 (195 amino acids)
Biological process (GO): seed oilbody biogenesis; lipid storage; response to freezing
Cellular component (GO): monolayer-surrounded lipid storage body; membrane
Source: RefSeq, a predicted model, not a curated record